AUGGCGCCAAAGGUGAAGAAGGAAGUUCUUGUCCGCACCGCCCCCCUCCCCCGCCCCAACACUAAGACUUCAAAAGUGACCCCAAAACCCUUGGAAAAAUGUCCUGGGAGAAACAAGCUUGAUCACUAUGCCAUCAUUAAGUUUCCCUUGACCACUGAGUCUGCUCUGAAGAAGACUGAGGACCACAACACCCUAGUCCUCAUUGUGGUCGUCAAGGCCAACAAGCAUCAGAUCAAGCUGGCGGUAAAGAAGCUGUAUGACAUUGACGUGACCAAGGUCAACACACUGGACAAUGUGUUACUUUUAAGAAUAAGAGCUGAUAACGAGCCCUGGGAGCUUUUAAUUUAUGAUGUCUCUGGCAGCGUUGUGGUGAAUCUGAUAGGAGAUGUGCGUGAUUAUGUCUCUGAGCUGGAAUAA
Molecule: messenger RNA, 417 nt
Organism: Trichosurus vulpecula (common brushtail)
Lineage: Eukaryota; Metazoa; Chordata; Mammalia; Diprotodontia; Phalangeridae
Product: 60S ribosomal protein L23a-like
Exons: 3
Coding region: 1-417 (138 amino acids)
Biological process (GO): ribosomal large subunit assembly; translation
Cellular component (GO): cytosolic large ribosomal subunit; ribosome
Molecular function (GO): structural constituent of ribosome
Source: RefSeq, a predicted model, not a curated record